This is a messenger RNA of Episyrphus balteatus (marmalade hoverfly), 3932 nucleotides long. RefSeq names its product polycomb protein Sfmbt-like. The record is from RefSeq and is a predicted model, not a curated record. The transcript has 2 exons. The coding region runs from base 374 to 3685 and encodes 1103 amino acids. Gene Ontology annotation, cellular component: nucleus. Gene Ontology annotation, molecular function: zinc ion binding. Gene Ontology annotation, biological process: regulation of DNA-templated transcription; heterochromatin formation. NCBI's taxonomy places the organism in Eukaryota, Metazoa, Arthropoda, Insecta, Diptera, Syrphidae.
UCUCAAAUUAUUUAUACAAAAAUUUAAAAAAAAAUGCUUAUAUACUAUUUAUGAUCAUAAAAAGAUCAUUUUCUGAUAUAAUUCAUGUGUAAAAAAGCAAUAUAUAAUUACAAAUUUUUCUUCUUGUGUGUCCUGUUCCUGUUUCGAGAGAAUAUUAAUUCUGCGUAAAAAUACUUAACAAAAAAAAAAAAAAUCGGCUGCCGCUGCCAGAAGCGCUUGACUCUCUUUUUGUACAGCCAAAUAAUACAAAGAACUCAAUUCAUUUACAAAUUCCAACAAAUAUCGUUUUUUUUUUAAUACUUGUUGAAAAGGAACUCAAAAAUAACAUCAAAAAGCUUAUGUUGAACCAAAAGGAAGAUACUUCUUCCAGAAAAUGAAUCCUUCCGAAUUAAGAAUGAUGUGGAUGAGUCAAUACAAUCCCGAUCCACUGUCCCUCGAAGAUGGCACCUCCUAUUUAAGUCAUCCAUCCGUCGGACUCUCCGUAAUGGACGAUAUCUCCCAACAAUCCAAUACAAUGGACAUGAAUCCAAUGAUGAGUGUUGUUGGCGGAGAAUAUACUGGCCAAGAAACAACCUCCGAAGUUACAUCUGUUACACAAGACAUACAGCCUACAACAGCUUUAAUUGUCCCACCAAAUGCUAACGAUAUCUAUGGGAUAUCGCAAUUAGGUGGCAUUCAUCAAAUUCUACAACAAUCUUCUGGGUUUGAGGCUUAUCCUCAAAUGAUUGACCAAGACGAGAGUAUUGAACACUCUGACACACAAUAUGUUACUCAAGAUUUCGAUGCAAUGGGCGAAAAUAGAGACGAUGUAGAAAUCGCUGGCCUUACCACCAAACAACAAGUUAUCAAUAUUGACGACUUUGUUUUAAUGACCGAUAGCAAUUCAUAUGACGAUACUGAAUUGAUUGGAAUGGGAGAUAUAAAAACAGAGCUGACAGAAAGAGAAGCAGCAGCUCCAAAUAAGUCAAGAAAUCAAAGAAAAUCGCGAAAGAUUGAACCAGUCAAUCGGCCGGGAUUGGUAUUAAAAACACCAAUUGCUUACAAAGGAAACAUUGAUCCAUCUGUUAUACCAAUUCAAAAAGAUGGUAUGGCAGUGUGUGAACGUUGUGGAGCUAUAGGGGUUAAACACACCUUUUACACGAAAUCCAGAAGAUUCUGCAGCAUGGCAUGUGCCAGAGGUGAAUUAUUUUCACUUGUUUGCAACAAAAUGAUUGGCUCAACAAGUUCAGCAGCAUUACCUUCCGGUUCGGAGGAAAGUAUAAUGAAUCAUGAAAGAUCGGAUAAUAUUGAAUUGGCACUGAGAGUGUCUCAUGUCAAAAAUCCCGAUUCGAAUUAUCGCUUUAAAAUAACAGAUCAAUCUUUAACAACCCUUAAUGAUAAUGAGCUAAUGAAUGUUCAAGAUGAAGUCGUCGAGCAAGGAGAUGCUGACGAAAGUUCUUCCAAUCAAAAACUCUACAUGUACCGCGAUGCAAUGCCUCUUGAGGAUCUACCUCAAAUAACAAAAUACGAACAGCUUCCUUCUCCGUGUCCUCAAAGUGAGAAAAUGUUCAGUAUCCGUCGGAGACAAUGCGAAUCAUUGGUUUCAUAUGAUUGGACAGAACGAUUAUCUCACUCAGAUUUUUAUGUUGCAUCGGUGAAAUGCUUUCCCCAUGCUCCGGGAUAUGAUGUUUGGGAUAAAAUUGGUAUCAAUAUGAAGGUAGAGGUGGAGAAUACAGAUUGCGACACAGACAAAGAAGUAGUACUGCCAGGACAGACACCUCAAUCGUUCUGGGUGGCAACUAUAUUGGAUAUUUGUGGGUACAAAGCAUUGAUGCGAUAUGAAGGCUUUGAUAAUACUUCGCAUGAUUUUUGGGCAAAUUUGUGUUCAUCAGAGAUGCAUUCGAUUGGAUGGUGUGCUACUCGUGGCAAGCCUUUAAUACCACCACGAACAAUUGAAGGCAAAUACAGUGACUGGAGAGACUUUUUAGUUGAGCGAUUAUCGGGAGCAAGAACACUUCCAUCGAAUUUUUAUAAUAAAGUUAGCGAAAGUAUGAAUUCUAGAUUCCGUCUUGGUUUGCAUCUAGAAUGUGUGGAUAAGGAUAAAAUUUCACAAGUCAAACUGGCUAUGGUCAGUAGAAUUGUAGGCAAACGUCUGCUUGUUAGAUAUUUCGAUUGCGAUGAUGGUUUUUGGUGUCAUGAAGAUUCACCCAUAAUACAUCCAGUUGGUUGGGCAACAACAGUUGGACAUAAUUUGGCUGCUCCUCAAGAUUAUUUAGAACGAAUGUUGGCUGGGAGGGAACAAAUGAUUGAAGUGCAUGAUGAUGAUGCAACUAUUGAGCUGUUUAAAAUGAAUUUUACAUUUGAAGAGUAUUUUAUUGAUGGAAAAACUAAUGGUUUCAUGGAAGGAAUGAAAAUGGAAGCUGUUGAUCCAUUGAAUCUAUCAGCUAUAUGUGCUGCAACUGUAAUGGCAGUUUUGAAAUUUGGUUACAUGAUGAUUCGAAUUGAUUCGUAUCAGCCAGAUGCAACAGGUUCCGAUUGGUUUUGUUAUCAUGAAAAAUCUCCAAGUAUUUUUCCAGUUGGUUUUUGCGAGACACAUGGCAUAAGUUUGACCCCACCGAAUGGUUAUGAUCCGAAGACAUUCAAUUGGAUGACAUAUUUGGAAGAAACACAAAGUGUAGCUGCUGAUGAACAUUUAUUUCAUCGUGUUGUACCGAAUCAUGGAUUUAAAGUUGGCAUGAGCGUCGAGUGUGCUGAUUUAAUGGAUCCACGUUUGGUAUGCGUUGCUUCAGUUGCCAGAGUUGUUGGACGUUUACUUAAAAUUCAUUUUGAUGGUUGGACAGAGGAAUAUGAUCAGUGGCUUGAUUGUGAGUCACCGGAUGUUUAUCCAGUUGGUUGGUGUGUUAUGGUUGGCCAUAAGUUAGAAGGUCCACCGAUUCAAGCACAAAUAUCGCCGAAAAUCGCAACAAAACCAAAACAAAAGAGAAAGAGAAAAAAGAUUGUUGCUAGUAAGAAUUUGGUUGUACGGCCAAUUUCGAUUAAAAGAGAAGGGCAGGGUAGUAAUCAGUGUGGUGGCGGGCAGAGAAAUUUUUCAUCAGAACGUUUGGGUAUACCACUUGAAAUGAAAACAGAACCAUCGUAUUAUGAAGAAGAAGUUGAUGAGGAAGAAUUAGAGGACGAUUCAUCGAGACAAUCAAAUCGUUCAACACCUGUAGCUACAUCAACCGAACAUCAACUUGGUGGUGGUGAAAAAAUAAAAAUAACUUCAACUGAGAAUGUAAUUGCCUUGAAUGUUAAUCAUAAUACAAAUUCACCAGUCCCACCACCACCACCAAUUGAGAAUACUACAACUACAAGUAGCAUUGGAAAUUCAACUGUCACGCAGAGCAAGUACAUUCCACGUCUAAUUAAUGUUGCACAUGAUCCUUUGUCUAGCCAGGCCAGUGGUCAACUUAUGCCAGAGACAUGGAAUGUUAGCGAUGUUUCUCAAUUUCUGCGUGUGAACGAUUGCAUUGUACAUUGCGAUAUAUUUAGUCAGAAUAAAAUCGAUGGUAGACGCCUUUUGCAUUUAACCAAGGAUGAAAUUAUAAAAUUGCUAGGAAUGAAGGUUGGUCCUGCUUUGAAAAUUUUCGACUUGAUACAACAGCUCAAAUGUAAAAUGAGCCCCAGCAAAUCCAAACUAUUAAGGGCAAAUAAAUUAUUUUUAUAGUACCUUUAUGUAUCGUUUAUUUGAAUAAAAAAAAAAACAUUGAUUCAUAUAAGUUUUAACCUUUUACUUUUUUUUUAUUAAUUACUGAAUACAGUCUAGUUAUUAAGAGAACAUCAUUUUUAAAAAUACAAAACAAACAUUAUAUUGAUAUAAGUUUUUGAUAAAUCUACUUCAAAUAGUUUUUAAGAAUCUGAUUAUUGCAAUGUUUUACAAGGAAUUGCAGAAUUGUCAAAAUAUUUGAUGUACC